AUGUACUUUUAUUCAGAAUUGCUAACGGCGGAUAAGAAGGGAAGUUUUGUCCCUAAGACACUCUGUCUACGAUUGUCCUACGAUUUCUUCAUCAUGUCGACUUCUCCACCUCUUAUCACAAAACCAGAAUCAAAAGAAGACGCAGACUACAAUAAAAUCUGCGAGGAGUACAAACACCUGAUAGAAACAGUACCCAAUGGCAAUGGAUGGAUGGAGAAACACCUAUACAGCUACAAUGGCUUCUGGUUUCACCCCAACUACAUCAAAAACCACUUGCUUCUUCCCAUCUACUUCAAAUCUCAACCCACCGACAUCUUUUUAGCCUCCUUCAUGAAGGCCGGAACCACCUGGCUCAAAGCCCUCAUGUUCGCUACCAUUAACCGCCACCGCUACACCAUCUCCGACCACUAUUUACUCCAACAUGGCCCACAGGGUGCCUUCCCUUACCUCGACAUCGAAAGCUACCCCCCUACUGACUUCACCCACUUGCCUGCUCCCCGAAUGUUCGCAACCCACUACCCUCGCACCCUCUUGCCGCCGUGCAUUACUUCCUGCAAGUUCGUCUACGUCUGUAGGGACCCAAAAGACGUUUUGAUUUCAAAAUGGCAUUUCAUGAGCAAUCAAAGAUCGAAAGAUCUGCCUCCCUUCUCGUUGGAUGAAGCGUUUGAGCUUUUCUGUCAAGGGAUUUCGGACUUCGGACCAUUUUGGGAACAUGUUCUGUCAUACUGGAGGGCGAGCCUGGAAUCUCCGGAUAAGAUUCUGUUCUUGAAGUACGAGGAAAUGAUGAAGCAGCCGGAGGUGGCUCUGAGGAACUUGGCGGCGUUCAUGGGGAAGCCAUUCACGGCGGAGGAACUGGAGAAGGGGGUGGUGGAGAAAAUUGUGGAGCUUUGUAGCUUCGAAAAUUUGAGCAAUCUGGAGGUGAACAAGAAAGGUGUGGUGAAAUUUGGAAAGGUUUUCGAGGUGGAGAAUCGGCUUUUUUUUAGGAAAGGCGAAAUCGGAGAUUGGAAAAACUAUCUGAGCGUGGAGAUGAAGCAACGCAUCGAUGAAAUUACCAAUGAGAAGUUUAAAGGUUCUGGGUUGAUCCUUGACGCAACCACUUGA
Messenger RNA from Lactuca saligna, 1101 nucleotides. The record is from the annotation of a GenBank genome assembly. NCBI's taxonomy places the organism in Eukaryota, Viridiplantae, Streptophyta, Magnoliopsida, Asterales, Asteraceae.